AUCAACAUGGCGGCCAUCGGAAGAAUGUCGUAUUCCAGUUGUCAGCUAAAAGUGUUUAAAUAUGUAACGACUAAUCCAUAAAAAACCCAUUUAAACAUCAAAAAUCCGUCCAAGUGCAAGAAGCCAUGUCACAGCAAAUGAACAGCACAGCUGCCCACCAGCACAGUGCCAAUGCAAGCCUGAAUGGCAGCAUGAAUGGCCAUUCCUUUGGGCUUCCGGGAGUCGACCAGGAGCAGCUCAAGAGCCGGCUGUACUCCUACGCUCCAAAACAGGUCCCGGAAAACACCAAGGCUCUUAAGUUCAAGCGGAUAACUCCAGCGCAGAAAAUUACAAGGUCAAAACCCACAGCUACCAAGUUGGAACCACUGCCUGGCCUAGCCAGGUUCCAGGAAUGCAACCAGCCUGAGUAUAUCCGGCGAAAAGCUGCCGAGGAACAGGCAGCCAGGGGGCUGGUUGUGAGUAAAUCCCUGGGGGAGCCGGAUGAAAAGAAGCCCCGACGGCCUGGGUCUGUGGAACCACUGGAGAGACCCCCCAGCGCCACGCCCCUACCGGAGCUUCCGGAUGAACUCAAGCAGAAACAGAGUUCUUUUGCCGGAGGACCCCUCCGAUCCCCGACCCCACCCAAGGAGCCCAAGCCAGCCAGCCCCCGGCAGGGGCAUGCCCGGGCCACCACGGUCAACCUCCCAGUCUUACAGGGCCCGGAGGAGUUGGAAGGGCUGCGGGACAUCAGCGAGAUCAUCCGCAAUGUUAGGGAGAGACCCAAGCUAGGAUUCCUGUACAUGUCCCCUGCAGUGCCCAAGGCCUCUGUGCUGUAUCACCCAUACAAUCUGAAAAUCGUCAACCACAACGGCAUCAGCCACAGUGACUACUACACCAUCAGUCGCAAGGGGGUGACUCACAUGCAGCCCAACGAGACGGUCUUCACUGACCUUGACCGGUGGGAGCAGGAGUACCGGUAUUACACGCGGCUGGUCCGGAUCCCGACCUUUGCCCUCUUCCGUAAGUGGAAGGCCUUCACCACCUGGCGCAAGAACGUCUCCUCGCGCAAGGUCGCCAGCUGCAAGAAGCAGCUGCAGGAGAACCUGUUUAUCGUCAACCCGUCUCUGCGGCCGGCCCUUCUGAAUGUGCGCGAGAUGUGCUACCGCAUCAGUGACAUGGGUCUGUGUAAGGUUGAGAAAGGACGUACGUACACGCUGGCGGACUUCAGCGUGGCACAGUUUGCACAGCUGAAUGAGGUUGCUGGCAGGCUGGCUGAAUUCCGUGAGCUGGUGAAGGAAGUGGUCCGUAGUGCCUGUCGCACGGCCCUGCUGGAAGCCGGCUUCACCCCUGAUGACUACUUCCUGGAUGCAGAAAGCCCUGGAGGAGAGGAGGGAGGUCCACCAGGCACUGCAGCCUCCAGCUACCUGAUGCAGAGCAACUUCGACAUGGACAUCUACGGAGAUGCGCCGGACAAGAUGACCUACACGGAGCAGGCCAACAAGCGCAGUCACUGCAGACGCCUGACAUGUUUCAUCCGAUUAGCAGACUACCUGAUAGUGAACACCAUGCACGUGCUGGCCGUCAACUCGGUCACCACCUUGCUGAACUACUUGAAGGAGCAACUGCAGAACACGCCCUCUCUGGCCCAGAUACAAGGCAAGGAGGAGAAGACAGAAGAGACUGAAGACAAGGGGACCACUACCCUGGCUGCUGCGUCACUGGCCGGCACCAACACCGUGGGUUUCCAGGACGAUGCCGUAGACCACUCCCUGACCCCUCUCUUCCUGACAGAAUUUGUCCUGGAGCCCAACCAGAUCCUCUUCUCGCCGGACCUGGACGAGUACCAGGACGGCAUAGCCGAGGUCAUCACCGAGUUCCAGAACUGCGUCCUGGGUGUGGUUAACUUGGUCCCUGACAACUACUUUGAUGCUUUCACAAGACCGAUCAUCAACGGCAAGUUUGAAGAGAAGACUGCCGGAGACGGUCCGAGUCUCACCGCCAUGUUUGAAGAUGACAAGCAUCUGCACGGUGUCAUACAGAGCCUCAGGGAUUGCAUCACUAAAGCAUUUGAAGCAGCCAGCCAGUACGGAGACACAUUUGAGCCAUUCCGAGAAUUCUACCGUGAGAACGAGAGCUUGGAUGUGGAAGCCAUGAGAGAGCUGGAACAUGAUGUGGAGUUCUUUUCUGAGGCCUUGGAGAGGUACAACAGACAGCACGCUGGUGCCGAGGCAAUUGCCCUGAGGCGCUCCAUCGGGAUGUUGAUGGUAGACGCUGUGAAGAUGAGGAACAAACUCAUCCCGUCACCGCUGAGAUGUCUCGAUGUCAUCCAUGAUAUGCUGCCUAAACUGGCCAAGCGACGCGUGGAUAAGCUGAUCGCGGAGGCCCAAGAUGCUCAGUACAAGCUGGAGAUUAUUCCCAGCACCACCAAAGAGUUUGUGGAGGCCCUGACCUUCCUGGAUGAGAUACAGGAAAGGAUUGAUCCCCUGGAGGCAGAAGCGCUGGUCAUCAAGGACAUGUACGACCUGGUGGACCAGUACCACGUCCCCACUCCGCCCGAGGACUUUGCCGUCUACCAGACCCUGUCCCCCUCGGUCAUCGCCGUCCGCAACGCCAUUGACAAGGCGGUGGGAGAGCGGGACGCCAACGUGGACAAGUUCUGCAACCAUCUGGACAAGGACAUCGCCGAGCUGAACAAGGACGUCAAGAGUAUCAAGCAGGAAUCACAGAACCCAAUGAUCCUCGAUGUCAACGCCGAUCAGCUCAAGGUCACGGCUCUCCUCAACAAGUUGGGUGGUAGACUGGAGCAGCUGCAGAAGACGGCCUUCCUUUACAAGUCCUAUCAGAAGAACUUCAAGGUGGAAGUCUUCAAGUACGAGGAGUUGGAGGAGACGCACGCUGAGCUGAAGUUGAAGCAGCUACUGUGGCAGUCGCUGGAGGAAUGGGACCAAAUCGCCGCGCAGUGGACCGAGUGUGAAUUCGACAGUCUGGACCCUGAAGAAUUGUCUGCAACAGUCGCCCGCUAUGCCAAGUCUGUCCAUCAGCUUGAAAAGGGACUGCCACCCAACCACGUCGUCCCCAAGCUGAAGGAGAGAGUCGAGGGAAUGAGAGAGAAGUUGCCGGUGAUCACCAACCUGCGCAACCCCUCCCUGAAACCCCGCCACUGGGAGACCAUCGAGAGCAUCCUGGAAUUCAGCCUCAAAUCGGAGGAGGAGCCCCUGAGCCUGGGCUUGCUGACCAAGCUGGAUGCCUUCAGUCACACCGAGGAAAUCGAGGAGGUGUCUGGCCAGGCCUCCAGUGAGGCUGCCCUGGAGACCCUGCUGAAGAAGGUGGAAGAUGCCUGGAAGACCACCGAGUUUGUGGUGCUCCCCCACCGCGACUCCAAGGACGUCUUCAUCCUGGGUGGCACCGACGAGAUCCAGGUGCUGCUGGAUGACAGCCAGGUCAACAUCUCCACCAUCGCCAGCUCCCGGCACGUGGGGCCUAUCAAGACCCGGGUGGAGGAGUGGGUGCGCAACCUCAGCCUCUUCGGUGAGACGCUGGACGAGUGGCUGACCUGCCAGCGCAACUGGCUGUACCUGGAGAGCAUCUUCAGUGCCCCGGACAUCCAGCGUCAGCUCCCGGCCGAGGCCAAGAUGUUCAUGCAGGUUGACAAGUCUUGGAAGGAGAUCAUGCGCAAAGCCAACCGCCUGCCGCUGGCCAUGCGCGCGGCCACUCAGCCUGGCCUCCUGGAGACCUUCAAGAACAACAACGCCCUCCUAGACCAGAUCCAGAAGUGCCUGGAGGCUUACCUGGAGUCCAAGCGAUGCAUCUUCCCUAGAUUUUACUUCUUGUCCAAUGACGAGCUGCUGGAGAUCUUGUCCCAGACGCGCAAUCCUCACGCUGUGCAGCCCCACCUCAGGAAGUGCUUCGAUGCUAUUGCCAAGUUGGAGUUUGGUACCACCGGAGCCGUCGAUGGCAAGACGUCCCCCUCAGGGGAAAAGGAGGGGGAAGCUGUGAAAACGUCCACCAACGAUAUCCUGGCCAUGAUCUCACCCGAGAACGAGAAGGUGGGCCUGGGCAAAGGGUUGAAGGCCCGGGGCAACGUGGAGGACUGGCUGGGCAAAGUGGAGGAGGCCAUGGUGGUCUCACUGCGCCGCCUGACCAAGGCGGCCCUGGGCGACUUUGAGCAGCGGCCCCUGGAGGAGUGGGUGACCCGCCAUGCCUCCCAGGUGGUGCUGACCGUGGCCCAGACCAUGUGGUGCCGGGAUGUGACGGAGAUCUUGGAGGGGGAUUGCGACCGGGCUGAGGCUAUGAAGGAGUUUGAGGUCAAGAACUUUGAGAGUCUGAACCGGCUGGCGGCCAUGGUGCGCGGCAACCUGACCAAGCUGGUGCGCAAUAUCCUGUGUGCCCUGAUCACCAUCAGUGUGCACGCCCGCGACAUCAUCACCAGCAUGGUCAAGAACGGGGUGGACAACACCAAUAACUUUGAGUGGGUCAAGCAGAUGCGCUACUACUGGGACCUGGAGCUGGACAACUGUGUGGUGCGUAUGUCCACCUCGCAGUACGUGUACGGCUACGAGUACUUGGGGGCCUCACCACGUCUGGUCAUCACGCCCCUGACGGAUCGUUGCUACCUGUGCCUAAUGGGCGCCCUCCAGCUGGACCUGGGCGGGGCCCCAGCCGGCCCCGCCGGCACAGGCAAGACAGAGACCACCAAGGACCUGGCCAAGGGCCUGGCCAAGCAGUGUGUGGUCUUCAACUGCUCAGACGGCCUGGACUAUAAGAUGAUGGGCCGGUUCUUCUCCGGCCUUGCCCAAUCCGGUGCCUGGUGCUGCUUUGACGAGUUCAACCGCAUCGAUAUCGAGGUGUUGUCUGUCAUUGCCCAGCAGCUCAUCACAAUCAGGAAUGCAAAGGCUGCCAAGCUGUCGCGGUUCAUGUUUGAGGGACGCGAGAUCAAGCUGGUGCCAUCCUGCGCCGCGUUCAUCACCAUGAAUCCCGGCUACGCUGGCCGUACCGAGCUACCUGAUAACCUCAAAGCUCUCUUUAGACCGAUCGCCAUGAUGGUACCUGAUUACGCACUGAUUGCAGAAGUCAUUCUGUACUCGGAGGGCUUUGAGUCCUCCAAGAACCUGGCCCGCAAGAUGACCCAGAUGUACAAGCUGUGCAGUGAGCAGCUCUCCCAGCAGGACCACUAUGACUUUGGCAUGCGGGCCGUCAAGUCGGUCUUGGUCAUGGCGGGGGCCCUGAAACGAGGCAACCCGGACCUGGGCGAGGACAUUGUGCUGAUCAGGGCGCUCCGUGACAGCAACCUGCCCAAGUUCCUGGCUGAUGAUGCCGUUCUCUUUGGGGGCAUCUUGUCUGAUUUGUUCCCCGGCUGCGUCCUACCCGAGCACGAUUAUGGCACCCUGCAGACCUUCAUCGUUCAGGCCUUGGUGGACAAGGGCCUGCAGCCCGAGGAGUGCAUCGUCAAGAAGGUCAUCCAGCUGUAUGAGACCAUGAUCGUCCGUCAUGGUGUCAUGUUGGUUGGGCCGACGGGCGGUGGCAAGACCACCACCUAUGAGAUUUUGCAGAGUUCGUUAACUGAGCUCCACAAAGCCGGUGAGGAGAGCCCCUAUUACCAGCCAGUCCACACCUACGUGCUGAACCCCAAGGCGGUGUCCAUGGGUGAGCUUUAUGGAGAGGUCAACAAGCUGACCCUGGAGUGGCAGGACGGACUGAUGGCCACCAUUGUCCGUGUCACCUCCGCCGAAACCACUGACGACCACAAGUGGGUCAUUUGCGACGGUCCCGUGGACGCACUGUGGAUUGAGAACAUGAACACCGUACUGGACGACAAUAAGAUGCUGUGUCUGGCCAACAGCGAGCGUAUCAAGCUGUCCAACUCCAUCCACAUGGUCUUUGAGGUCCAGGACUUGGCCGUGGCCUCCCCAGCCACUGUCAGCAGAUGCGGCAUGGUUUACAUCGACCCCGGCGAGCUGAAGUGGAUGCCCUAUGUCCUGACCUGGAUGACCCAGUUCAAGGGCAAGGUCAAGGAGGAGACCUACGCCUACAUCCUGGAGCUGUUCCAGACUUACGUGGAGGAUGGACUGCGCUUUGUCAACAAGAAGUGCAUCCAGGCCAUAAAUCAGGUUGACAUCAGCAAGGUCAACACCCUGUGCUGCCUUCUGGAAGCCCUGGUCUUCAAGGGCACCUUAGAUUUCAAGAUGGAGGUCAACCGCUUGCACUCGCUGAUCUGCACCACCUUCGUCUUCUGUUACCUGUGGUCAGUGGGAGGCAACCUGGUGGAGAGCUGCUGGGACCUGUUUGACACCUUCGUCAGGAACCAGUUUGAGGACAACGGAGAUGCUAAGCUGAACACCAGUGGCGACCUGUGGAGUUGCUACAUUGACUUUGACACCAAGCGCAUGGACAUGUGGGAGAAGAUUAUCCCGGCCUUCAAGUACAACCCCGAGCAGCCGUUCUUCGACAUGCUCGUGCCCACCAUGGACACGGUGCGCUUCGGCUACCUCAUGGAGAAACUGUUGAGCGUGAACCGCUCGGUUCUCUUCACUGGUACCACGGGUGUAGGGAAGUCUGUGAUUGCCAGAGGGCUGCUGGACGGCAUCAGCGAGAAAGCAAGCUACGCCCCUGUCUUUAUCAACUUCUCUGCCCAGACCACCAGCAUCCGCACCCAGGAGAUCAUUGAGGGUAAACUCGAGAAGAAGCGCAAGACAAUCUUAGGUGCCCCUGCUGGCAAACGUGUCAUCAUCUUUGUUGAUGACCUGAACAUGCCCAAGCUGGAUACCUACGGUUCCCAGCCUCCCAUCGAGCUACUGAGGCAGUACCAAGACUUCCGUGGGUUUUACGACAGGGAGAAGCUCUUCUGGAAAGAGAUACAUGAUGUGACAUUGUCAGCAGCGUGUGCCCCACCCGGUGGAGGUCGUAAUCCCGUGACCCCACGCCUCAUGAGACAUUUCAGCAUGCUAUGCGUGCCUACCGCAUCUGACCACAGCCUCAAGCACAUAUUCAUGUCCAUCAUCAGUGGUUUCCUACAUGACUUCCCGCCGGCCGUCAAAGGCACCGCUGAAGCCAUCGUGGGCGCUGCAGUGGAGAUCUACGGCCGCAUGAGCACGGACCUGCUGCCCACACCGGCCAAGUCCCACUACGUCUUCAACCUCCGAGAUCUGUCCAAAUGUGUGCAAGGCGUGUUGCAGGCCGACCCCGGCGUGAUCCGCGACCAGGCCGGCAUGUUCCGCCUCUUCUGCCACGAGUGCCAGCGCGUCUUCCACGACCGGCUCAUCAACCUGGAGGACAAGGCCUUCUUCAACGAGAUCAUGGCCGAGAUGGCCAGCAAGCACUUCAGCCAGACGGUGGAGCCCGAGAGCUUCAUCAAGAAGCCCAUCAUCUUCGGCGACUUCAUGAAGAUGGGCGCAGACGAGAGCGACCGGCUGUACGAGGACAUCAUGGACCUGAACAAACUCAAGAAUGUCCUGCAAGAUUACCUUGAUGACUGCAAUCUGGCAUCCUCCAAGGAGAUGAAGUUGGUGUUCUUUGUGGAUGCCAUUCAGCAUGUUGCUAGGAUCAUCCGAAUCAUUCGACAGCAACGGGGUAACGCCCUGUUGGUAGGCGUCGGGGGUACAGGAAAGCAGUCCUUGACCAGGCUGGCCGCCCACAUCUGCAGCUACAAGUGCUUCCAGAUUGAGCUGUCUCGCGGCUACGACUAUUCCUCCUUCCACGACGACCUAAAGCAGCUGUACGAGUUAGCUGGCGUCCAGAACCAAAACACAGUCUUCCUGUUCACAGACACACAGAUUGUAGUGGAGGAGUUCCUAGAGGACAUCAACAACAUCCUUAACUCUGGCGAGGUGCCCAACCUCUUUGAGGCGGAGGAGUACGAGCGGGUCAUCAUCGGCUGCCGGCCGGCUGCCAAGGAGGUGGGCAUCCCUGAGGGCAACCGGGAUGAGAUCUUCAACUUCUUCAUUGGCCGGGUGCGGCAGAACCUGCACAUUGUGCUGUGCAUGAGCCCCGUGGGCGAUGCCUUCCGCUCCCGCUGCCGCAUGUUCCCUUCAUUGGUCAACUGCUGCACCAUCGACUGGUUCACCGAGUGGCCCCGGGAGGCCCUGCUCUCCGUCUCCGAGACGUUCUUUGAGACGGUGGAUCUGGGCGAGGAAGCCAUGAAGAGUAAGAUUGCCGAGAUGUGUGUGGAGAUCCACACCAGCGUGAGCGCCAUGGCGGAGCGCUUCUACUCUGAGCUGCGUCGUCGGUACUACACCACACCCACCAGCUACCUCGAGCUGAUCAACCUGUACCUCUCCAUGCUGUCCGAGAAGAGAAAGCAACUGGUGAAUGCCCGCGACCGCGUCAAGAACGGACUGACCAAGCUGCUUGAGACCAACCAGCUGGUGGCUGACAUGGAGGUCUCUCUGACUGCCCUGGAGCCUGUCUUGAAGCAGAAGUCCAUCGACACCGACAAGCUGAUGGAGAGGCUUGCCGUGGACCAGGAGGCUGCUGAUCAGGUGCGUAAAGUUGUGCUUGAUGAUGAGGCCACUGCCAAGGUCAAGGCGGAGGAAACCCAGGCCAUUGCUGACGAUGCCCAGCGAGACCUUGACGAGGCCCUGCCGGCUCUUGAGUCAGCCCAGAAGGCCCUGGAUGCCCUGGACAAGAACGACAUCUCCGAGAUCAAGGUCUUUAACAAGCCGCCUGACAUGGUGUUGACUGUCAUGGAGACCAUCUGCAUCCUCUUGGGCGUCAAGCCUGAUUGGCCGAGUGCUAAGGGUCUCCUGAGUGACCCCAACUUCCUGAAGAAGCUGUUGGACUACGACAAGGACAACGUCCCAGACUCCACCCUGAAGAAGUUAAAGAAGUACAUUGAAAACCCCAAGUUUGUGCCGGAGGUUGUUGAGAAAACCUCAAAGGCCUGCAAGUCUAUGUGCAUGUGGGUGAGAGCCAUGGAUCUCUACUCCAAAGUGUUCCGCACCGUCGAACCAAAGAAGAAAAAGCUAAAGGAAGCAGAGGAGGAACUGGCAGCCACCAUGAGCGUGCUGAAGGAGAAGCAGGACAAGCUGGCGGCUGUGGAGGCCCAAAUCGCCGAGCUGCAGGCCUCCUACGACGCCAGCGUCAACGAGAAGGAGACGCUGGUCAAGACCAUGGCCCAGACGGCCGGCCGGCUCAAGCGGGCCGGCAAGCUGACCACGGCACUGGGGGAUGAGCAGGGACGAUGGCAGGAGAGUGUCCAGGAGUUUGAGAAGGAAAUCGGCAACGUGGUGGGCAACGUCUUUGUGGCUGCAGCCUGCGUGGCCUACUUCGGUGCGUUCACCAGCUCCUACCGCGUAGAGCUGGUGAAACAUUGGACAGAUCAUUGUAAGGAGCUGGAGAUACCAGUGACUGAGGACUUGACCCUGCUGAAGGUCUUGGCCGACCCUUUCGAGAUCCGGCAGUGGAAUGCCGACGGGCUGCCGAGGGAUAACGUCUCCACGGAGAAUGCCAUCCUAGUGACUCGCGGACGUCGGUGGCCCCUUAUGAUUGAUCCUCAAGACCAGGCCAAUCGGUGGAUCCGCAGCCGGGAAGCCAAGAACGGCUUGAAGGUGAUCAAGCUGACGGAUGCCAACUUCCUGAGGACCCUUGAGAACGCCAUUCGUAUCGGCAUGCCAGUGUUGCUGGAGGAGGUGGGAGAGACUUUGGACCCGGCGCUGGAACCCAUCCUACUGAAGCAGACAUUUGUCCAGGGCGGGCGACUCCUGAUCCGUCUGGGAGACAGCGACAUUGAUUACGACAAGAACUUCCGCUUCUACAUGACCACCAAGAUGUCCAACCCCCACUAUCUGCCGGAGGUCUGCAUCAAGGUCACCAUCAUCAACUUCACCGUCACCAAGUCCGGGCUGGAGGAUCAGCUGCUCAGUGAUGUCGUACGUCUUGAGCGGCCGGAUCUUGAGGAGCAGCGUAACCAGCUGAUCGUCCGCAUCAAUGCCGACAAGAACCAGCUCAAGGCCAUUGAAGAUCGCAUCCUCAAGCUGCUGUUUGAAUCGGAGGGUAACAUCCUUGACAAUGAAGAGCUGAUUGACACACUGAACAAGUCCAAGGUUACGUCUGGAGUGAUCACCACCCGUCUCAAGGAGGCAGAGCAGACCGAGGAGAAGAUCACCACGGCUCGUGAGAAGUACCGUCCUGUGGCAGCCAGGGGCUCUGUCAUGUACUUUGUGGUGGCCUCCUUGGCCGAGAUUGAUCCCAUGUAUCAGUUCUCGCUCAAGUACUUCAAAAAUUUGUUCAAUCAGUGCAUUGAGAGCAGUGAGAAGAGUGAUGAUCUGGACACCAGACUCAAGAUCCUCCUGCGCCAGACUACAAUUGCCGUCUACACUAACGUAUCCAGAGGUUUGUUUGAGGCGCACAAGCUCGUGUAUUCCUUCAUGCUGUGCGCUGACAUCAUGCGACAAGAGGAGAAGAUUGGACAGACGGAGUGGAACUUCUUCCUGCGUGGUGCAGCCGGGAUGGACAAGGAGCGCCCACCCAAGCCGGACAUACCCUGGCUGACAGACCAAAUGUGGAACAACACUGUUGAUAUGGAUGACUCGGUGCCCUCCUUCAAGGGUCUGCUGAGAGACCUCCAGGCUACCCCUGUCCACUGCAAGAUUGGUCGGUUGGAGGUGGCUCCUAACCCUGCCUCCUGGGAAGGCUACGGCCCGCCCCCUCCGGCCUACGAACCUCCCCCGCCCCCUCCAGAGGGAGAGGAAGCUCCGCCGGUAGAGGACGACGGAAAGGUCAAGGGUCACUGGGACCAGCGGCUGAGCAGUUUCCAGAAGCUCAUGAUGGUCAAGAGCUUCAUGGAAGAAAAGGUCGUCUUUGCCGUGACAGAUUUCGUCCACGAGAACCUGGGCAAGGUCUUUGUAGAGAGCCCCGCAGUAGACCUGGCCACGCUGUUCGAGGACAUGACUCCCACCACCCCCUUGGUCUUCAUCUUGAGCACGGGCUCAGACCCCAUGGGGGCCUUCCAGCGCUUUGCCAAGGAGCGGGGGUUCAUGGAGCGCAUCCAGGCCAUCUCCCUGGGGCAGGGCCAGGGCCCCGUGGCCGAGAAGAUGAUGGAGUCGGCCGCCAAGAGCGGAGAUUGGGUCUUCCUGCAGAACUGCCACUUGGCGGCCUCUUGGAUGUUGCCCAUGGAGGAGAAGAUUAAGGAGAUGGGCGAGCCCAGCUACGAGAUGCACGAGGACUUCCGACUCUUCCUCAGCUCCAUGCCCACUACCAAGUUCCCCGUCUCCGUCCUGCAAAACAGCGUCAAGGUCACCAACGAGCCGCCCAAGGGGCUGAGGGCCAACGUCCGUAGGGCCUUCUCCGAGAUCACCCCUCAGCAGUUUGAAGAGCACAUUCUUGGAAUCAAAUGGCGAAAGCUGAACUUUGGCAUCUGCCUGUUCCACGCCAUUAUUCAGGAACGUAAGAAGUUCGGCCCCCUUGGUUGGAACAUCAAGUACGAGUUUAAUGACAGUGAUCGUGAGUGCGCCUUGGAGAAUCUCCGCAUGUUCCUGGCUGACGGCGAGAUACCCUGGGACGCUCUUGUCUAUAUCACAGGGGAGAUUACCUACGGUGGUCGUGUGACCGAUGCGUGGGAUCAACGUUGUCUACGCACCAUCUUGAGACGGUUCUUCUCUCCAGAAACACUGGCCCCAGACUACAAGUACUCCGAGUCGGGUAUUUAUUACUGUCCUGAUCUGGACACCAUGAGCGAGUAUCGUAACUACGUGGAGAAUCUCCCGAUCAUUGACGAGCCAGAGAUCUUUGCUAUGUUUGACAACGCCAACAUCACAUUCCAGCGUCAAGAGACCCAGCAGUUGAUCAAUACUAUCCUGGAAGUGCAGCCGCGCAUGGCGUCGGGUGGUAGCGGCAUGAGUAAUGACGACAUUGUCUACGAGCUGGCCGACAGCAUCCUGGCCAAGCUACCCGACAAUUUGGACAUCGAUGAGGCGUACCAGGAAAUGUUCAAGGUGGAUGACAAGGGACGCAUCAACUCACUGACCACUGUGCUCUGCCAAGAGGUGGAUCGCUUCAACAUUCUCCUGAAGGUCAUCAAGAACUCGAUGCAGACCAUCCAGAAGGCCAUCAAGGGCCUGGUGGUCAUGUCCGAAGAGCUGGAACGGGUCUACCACAGCUUCCUCAACAACCAAGUGCCCAACAUGUGGAGCAAUGCGGCUUACCCGUCCCUCAAGCCGCUGGCCUCCUGGGUGCGGGACCUGCAGCUCAGGGUCUCCUUCGUUGGACACUGGAUCGUACACGGCCAACCCAAGUCAUACUGGCUGUCUGGGUUCUUCUUCCCUCAAGGCUUCCUGACGGGCACACUGCAGAACCACGCCCGCAAGUACGACUACCCCAUCGACCAGCUCAACUUCAGGUUCACCGUGCUGCCCCACUAUCGCGACCAGGCUGAGGUGGACGCACAGCAGGAGAAACUGGCCUUUGGUCAGGUCACGGACUCGGACAAAGAGGGCUCAGGUAGUAAGGAAAAGGACAAACCCACCUCCAAGGAUAGGAAAGAGGCAGGAGGUGAUACCGAGGAAGAGGAGGAAUUUACUUGCUGCUGUGUUAAGAAUGAUCUUCCCACGCCCGAGAACGGCGUGUUGGUGCACGGGCUGUUCAUGGACGCCUGCCGCUGGGACGACGAGAAGAUGACCCUGGCCGACUCGCGCUCGGGCGAGAUGAACCCGCCGCUGCCCGUCAUGCUGAUGGAGCCCGAGAUGAACUUUAGCCCUGACCCUGCCGACUACAUCAGCCCACUGUACAAGACGGGGCUGAGGGCCGGCACGCUCUCCACAACAGGUCACUCCACCAACUUUGUGGUGGCCGUCCAUCUUCCGUCCAAUCAACCUCAGGAUUACUGGAUCUCCAAGGGCUCAGCUUUACUCUGCCAGCUCAACGAAUAGAAACAAGGCCCUGCUGUAUUUACCUUCCAAUGUUCAAAUUACUCACAAGGACAGCAUUCAAAUUCUUGACAAAUCUGUCAGCCAACAAGCAGUUGCUGGCAGAAAUUAAACACAAAAUUUAGACGCUAAAGUCUGUUGUUAAACUUUGAUUCAUUCCAAAAAAGUACAGAUUGUUAUUUAAUGUGUCAUGCACAAAGCUGUUUUUAAAUGACCAUAUACUUGUAAGUUUGCGUAUGAGAGAUUAAGCCACCUAUUUUUAUUUAAGUAUUACCCUUUCACUUGUAAAUGUUAUUCCGUUUGCUGUUUGCAAAGUUUUCAUAAAGAAUUUGUUAUAUUUUAUUCUAAGUUGGUGUGCCUUAUGGGUGAUUUUUGGCCAAGACUAAUCUGUAUCUUGUUGAGUGUUGGUUGACCAAAUUUUAUUUUGCAUUAAUUAGCAGGUUAAAUAGAACACUUUUGUAAAUAUUUUCGAGAAGGAUGUUUUGUACAUUGAAUUUGAUGGGUUGGGAUUGACCAACAGUUAUACGUAAAAGAAACAUGUGCGUGUAAAGCCUUGCAGACUGUAAAUAAGUAAGCAUUCUGAAAACUGUCACCAACCUUGCUGUAAUCUUCCACUCACAGAACAAUAAUCUGAUAAAAUUGUUUUGAAAUCAGUAUUCCUUGAAGGGAACUGGGAUUCUGGGAUUGACAAAAGUAUGCACUUUUGCCCAACCCUGCUGAACUGAACCUCAAAUAACCUCACACAAAUACUACACAAGACGUUAUAAAUGUUUCCUCAAUUUCAGUUUUAAUUUUUUGGCGAACAGGUUUUAAAAAAAUGUUUUGACUUUUUUGGGGAGGGGUUGACAUUUCAACUUGAAUCAACCAUCAACACUUGUCGUCAUAUUUACUGUGAUAGUGCCUUGUAGUUCACAAUCCUUCAAAUGAUUUUUUUAUAUAUUACAACCAAGUGGGCUAAGUACAUAGAUUUCACCGACAAGCAUUUUAAAAAAUUCAGAAUCCGUCCAUCAGAAAUAAUAAUAAUAUUUGUAAAGCGCAUUUUUCCGAAGGUUUUAAUGCACUGGGAAAAAAAGCAACUGCAGGAAAGUAAACCAGGUGCUAAGACAAAAUUAGUGGGAGCAAAUGACCAAAACCUAGAGUGGAAACAGAUGAGAUUUAAGUUUACAUUCGAACUGUUGUAGGGAGUUGCAGUUACGAAUACUAAGAGGUAAUGAGUUCCAGCAUCUGGGUCCAGCAACAGAAAAAGCCCUGUCUCCUACUUUUUUUAAUGUACGUGGUAUUUUUAGGUUGUGUUUUGAGAAACCUUUACUCUCCGUCCAUUUCAUACACAAGCAAUGGUAUUCAACCAAAGAACCACCGACUUCAGAAACUAAUUGUUUGACAUAUAUUUUACACUUUUCAGUGUGAUACAAUGUAAAUUUGAAAGUGAAAAGCAAUAAAUUUAGCUGUUUGACAAACACCAAACACUUGUUGUUAUUGAGAAUCAUCUGUGUAUGUUUCUACUUCAAUUAAGCUUGUCAUCUUACUCCCAAAUUACCCAUCACUUUCUGCUAAAUAUACAAAUACUUUAUAUCAGGCAAAGAUUUGAGAUAAGAUACCUUCUAGCCACAAUUGAAAAACACUCGGUUCUUUGAUGCACUUUGAUUCUUUGGCUUAAAAAAAUCAUGUACGCUCAGUGUGGAAUUUGGACAGUUUUACCAUUUUGAAAGACAAGAAAUUAAUUCCUGUGGGAUAUAUGCAACAUUGCAACUGAAUGCAAGUCAGAUCUGUAGAAAUGCAAAAAACCCCAAAACACUUUAGGGCUCAGGAAUGUUUCAUAACACUACAUGUAUAAUAAAAAUUAAAGAAUGCGUUUUUCCUUCUUGUCUUACUCCCAAGGUAUCCUUCACUCCCUACAAAUACACAGAUACAUAUACAUCAUGAAGAGGUUAAUGAUCAUUAAAAAAAUGAGCAUUUGACAUUUUAUCAUUUUGGAAGACGGUAUCUUAAUUACUCUGGGACACAGUCAAACUGGAACUGCAGGCAAGUCAAACUUGCAGUUGUGAUGCCUAUCAUUCUUGGCUUGGUGCCCACUGCAGACACUCCGUCCUAGGUAGGAAGAUUCCUGAAAUUUCAGCGUUCACAGUGUAGCUUGCUUGUUUAGCAUGCACAGAUGCAAUACCCCAUUGAACUGCAUCCACACAUGGGCCACAUAACAUUGUAGCAAAGUAUCGAACUGCAGACUUGUCCAUUACAUGUACUUAUUUGGAACACGUGCGGUGGCAUAUCUAGGUUUUGAUUAUGGGGGCCAAAGAGUUUUUUCUCUACAAAUGGCAAAGUGUUUCAUAAAUAAAUCCUACCCCACCUCAAAAAGGUGGUAGUAUUGUUUCAGAAGCUGUGCAUUCACUGAAUAAAAAGGAGGGGUAACCAUUUGGGGGGGGGGGAACUUGAUCAAAUACUAGUCAUUAAAGGACUACAAGGAAUAAGCUUGAAGUCAUAGAAAUAUUCAUACAAAUGCAAUUAUUGGUAAAAGCGACGCCAUAGUUAUCUUGGCUUCUGGUCUUAUGGGCUCUGCUUCUGGCAGCUGCCAAUUUUCAGCGUGAUAAAAUUCUACCCAGUUCUAGUCACAAUAGGCCUACAUGUACAUGUACAUUGUAUGUACUGCUGAGGUCACACAUUCUUAAAAGUUUACCUGUGCGCUUUCCUACAGAGCUAGAUGGAGUCCAUGGUCCACUGGGCACCAACGGAACGCACACACAUAAAGCAUGGCAUCAUCAGGACAGAGAUCUAUUAUUACAAUGCGAAUUGAAUCUUUUUGCAUUAAAGCAUUUUCAAGUGGCACACUUGGUACAAACACAAUAAAAAAGCCCUCUUACCAAAAGUAAACCACCUCAGCACUGCACAAACUACUAAAAUAUUUUAAGGGCUUUGGAAUGCUUAUUAUUGCAUUACAUUUCAUGAUUUACCUAUACUGCCCUUUUUUUCUUUUUUAAUCAGAUAUCACGAACUGCCUGUUACCAGCAGUACAAUACAUGGGGAAAAUGGAAAAUAAAACUUGGCAAUGGUUCAUUAAAAUAUCUACUUACAGGAGUACAAUAACUGAAUUGCAUUUGAUGGGUAACUCUCUACCUCAUAGCAAUGCUCUUGAUCUAUUAGCUAAAUAUGCAAGACAAAGCAAAAGACGGAAAAUACCGCUAAAUAAACCAUAAUAAUGAUAACUAAGACUGGUUCAAACUUGACGCCAAAGCAAAUAUGAAAGCAAACUUGUAAUAUCAGAUUAAAUGUUCUAGCUGCCAUUUUCCAAAAGUUGAACACAUUUCAACUCCAGCAAAUUUCAUUGCAAAUUUGUGAUAUCAAAUUCACCGACCAGUCUUAAUGCAUCAUUUCAGCACACGAUUCAAAUCCACAUCAGUGGUUGGCACACGAGAUGUUGCAUUCAUUACCCCUUGUCAUUCUAUCCAUAAAACAGUUAAUUCUAUCUCUCCUCCAUGGGAAACAGACAAUUUGAAUCGGCUAUUUUGGCCCAAAAUGUCAUUCCAAACUCACACACAAAAUAAUCUCUUCAUCUCACCCACAUUCCAGAGUGGAAAAAGUGGCAACAUGCCUUGCCUUGAAACACAAGCAAUCCAGCAGGCCGGACUUGAACCCAUAAAUGGCAGACAUAUCCACAAUUCUCAAGUUCCAAGCUCCACACCGCAAGACUGCAGCUCUUGCAUAUAUGUACAUGUACAUAUAAAAAAUUGCACAUUAUAGGCAACCCUGUACCUCGUAACAAUGCACCAUCCCUGAAUCACACAGCAUAACCCACAAUUCAAAACAACACUUUCUAAACGAAAACAUAAAUACACAACAGCAAAACAAGUGAAAUAAGUCAACAAUGACUGCAUGCUAUAGGCAACCCUGUACCUCAUAAAAAUGCAUUAAGUAAAAAAAAGAUAAGUCUGGCACAUGGAUGAAUAUUAUGACACUUUAUGAAAACCUCUUCACUGCUUUAUAUUCCUUAGAGUGAUAAGGAGCCCUCAAAGUAGAUGAACUCUUAAACUUUGGAGAAACUUGAAGACUGCAUGAGCUUUCACAGCAACAACUACUUCAUCAGAUGUAAUGAGUAGGGACACACAUGGUAGGGGUGGGAUUAAUCCUUGUAGUGUGUA
This is a messenger RNA of Acanthaster planci (crown-of-thorns starfish), 16966 nucleotides long. RefSeq names its product dynein axonemal heavy chain 6 (gene dnah6). Gene Ontology annotation, cellular component: dynein complex. The record is from RefSeq and is a predicted model, not a curated record. Gene Ontology annotation, molecular function: ATP binding; ATP hydrolysis activity; dynein intermediate chain binding. NCBI's taxonomy places the organism in Eukaryota, Metazoa, Echinodermata, Asteroidea, Valvatida, Acanthasteridae. Gene Ontology annotation, biological process: microtubule-based movement.